UGAUAAUUAAUUAAAUACCUUUACAUGUGCAACGUGCUAUUGAGUAUUCGAAUAGACGAAUGUCGUGCUUCUCUGCUACUUAUUUAGUUAUGAAAAAGAAAAACUAACUACAUAUUAUAUGCUAUAGUUUAUAGGCUAUAUCUAGUAUUGGAAAAAACCUAUUCCCGAGUACUUUUGUCAAAAAUGCAUCAGUUCAGUGAUGCCGAAGAAGACAAUUCCCCAUUGGUCAUCAAUAACAAUGAUGAUAUAUCUAAAUUGUUUGGUGAGAUGACUUUUAAUAAUAAUGGCCGUAAGUUAGUAAAUGAUCAAAAUACAUAUGAUACUGAUUACUCAGACGACAGCAGUGAUGACGAAACACUUUUUGAUAAUGGAUGCUAUAGUAGAAAAGGGGCAAAUGAAAUUAAGGCUCAAAUUCAAUCUACUACUCCUAACCAACAGAACAAAAAUGUCAAAAUUAGUGAUUACCAACCAUCAGAGAAUGUAAUAAAAAAAUUUUUAGACAAAGUAAAUACAGAUCCGUAUGAAGGGCCUGUACUUACUCAUGAAGCAUCUAAUAAACUGAUGGAAAGCUACAAAAAAGCUGAUGCCAUGCGAUUUAGAAAUAAAGACAAGUGUGACAGAGCCACAGCUGAGCAAGUAAUGGAUCCAAGAACUCGAAUGAUACUAUUCAAAUUGCUUAACAGAGGAAUGAUUGGACAAAUUGAUGGGUGUAUAUCUACUGGAAAGGAAGCCAAUGUGUAUCAUUCAACUUCAACUGAUAGUGAAAAACAUUAUGCUAUUAAAGUAUUUAAAACAUCAAUAUUGGUGUUCAAAGAUCGUGAUCGUUAUGUCACUGGUGAAUUCAGAUUUAGACAUGGUUACUGCAGGCAUAAUCCAAGAAAAAUGGUACGUUUAUGGGCUGAAAAAGAAAUGCGUAAUCUUGCUCGAAUGUAUGCAGCUGGUCUACCAGUACCUCAACCAAUUUUGUUAAGAUCGCAUGUUUUAAUGAUGUCGUUUAUCGGUAAAGAUGGUUGGCCUGCUCCAAAAUUAAAAGAUGCUCGUUUAACUACGUCUAAAGCGUGCCAACUUUAUAGAGAUUGUUUAAUAAUUAUGUGGAAACUAUACAACAUUUGUAAACUUGUACAUGCUGAUCUUAGCGAGUUUAAUUUAUUGUAUAAUGAUGGUGAAAUAGUGAUGAUUGACGUAUCUCAAGCUGUUGAACAUGAACAUCCAUAUGCAUUAGAAUUCCUUAGAAAAGAUUGUACAAAUAUUACAGAGUUUUUCCGUCAUCAUGAUGUCGGUACAUUAACCAUUAAAUGUUUAUUUGACUUUCUCACUGAUCCCACCAUCACAUUAGAUAAUAUGGAAACUUGUCUUGAUCGUCUUCAAGUAAAUAUGGUCAAUUCAGAUCCAUUAACAAAUGAAGAAAUGGUUGAACAAGAAGUAUUCAAAAAUGCAUAUAUACCAAAAAAUCUAAACGAGGUUGUUGAUUUUGAAAGGGAUAUUAGUUUGGUAAAAUCUGGACAAACUAGUGAAGAUUUAAUUUAUCAAAAAAUUGUUGGACUAAAAGACGAUUUAUCUGGACCUCAAAAUACACCAGCAAUAUUAGAAGAUGAUGAUUCUGAUGAUACCAAUAGUAGUACAUCAGAAAAAGAAAGUAUUGAUUCUGAUGAAAAAAGUAAAUUUUCUAAUUCUGCAAGACCAAAAAAUGAAGAUGCUGAAAGUAAACGAUUAAGAAAAAAACAAGUAAAAGAUGAAAAAGCAGAUAAGAGGAAGGUGAAAUUAAAAAAACAUUUGAAAAAAAGAAAAGAAAAAACAACACAGUGCAGAAAAAAAUAAUUAUUAUUUAGUUAUUAUUAUACAUGCUUUGGUAAAAAACCGUUAUUUAUUUUUGUCUUUUCAGUCUCUUCAAGUGGAUUCUCUAUUUCAGGUUCUUUAAAUUUGAUUUCGGGAAACAAUGUUAGAUCUUCAUCAUUACUGAACCCAUAAGAUGCUCUUAGUUUAGAUUCCAAUUUAUUAAUUUCAUUGCACAAAUCAUUACAUUCGACUGACUGAGUCAUCAUUAAUUGUAUAUAUUCUUCUCUUUUAUCAAAAAUAAUUUUCUUUAUUUCAUCUUCAGACUUGAUUUUUAUAUUAUCUUUACAACUGUUUAUAUUACUUAUAGCAAAUGUUCUAUAGUUUUUUGUAAUAACACUCACAUUUUUUAUUAAUUUUCUCAUCAUUUUGGUUGAUUUUUAGUAAAUUUAUUAAGAUAAUGAACAAAUAUUAUAAACCAUGAAAUGUUAAAAAAGAAUUAAAAAACUGAAUCUCUUAUAUUAUUGACUUCAACUACUGCUAUAAUAAAAAAUUAGUUUAUUAAUUUCUAAAUGGCCAAACACAAAAUAAAAACAUAUUUAAAAAAUAAUAAUUGAAUGUUUAAAAUGACUUGUUGUCAAUAACAAUCUUCUAAAAUUUGCAGUCUGUUCUUGACAAAUAUCACUAAUUUUACGGUUCUCUUCUAAAUUGCUAUUCAAUCAAUCUCAAGAAAUCCCACCAAAACCCAUUAAAAAAAAAAAUUAAAAAAUAUGGUUAUAAAUAUAAUAAUAAAAAUAUUGUAUGUGUAAAAAUAGCAAUAAACAAAUUUGAUGUAUAAUAACUAGUGGAGUAACUAGGAUCAUUUUGAGGUGAGUGUCAAGUGGCAUUUGUCACAAUAGGAGUGAAAAAAAAAACAAACGUUUAUAUCUGAAUGUACGCUGUGAUAAAUUUAUUUUCAAUCAAUGGUUUUAGGAAAAAAAUAAACUUAACAGGACAAUAAAUUUAAUUAACUCAUAA
Molecule: messenger RNA, 2790 nt
Organism: Metopolophium dirhodum (rose-grain aphid)
Lineage: Eukaryota; Metazoa; Arthropoda; Insecta; Hemiptera; Aphididae
Gene: RIOK1
Product: serine/threonine-protein kinase RIO1
Exons: 10
Coding region: 184-1818 (544 amino acids)
Biological process (GO): maturation of SSU-rRNA
Cellular component (GO): preribosome, small subunit precursor; cytosol
Molecular function (GO): ATP binding; protein serine/threonine kinase activity
Source: RefSeq, a predicted model, not a curated record